This is a messenger RNA of Drosophila kikkawai, 1963 nucleotides long. It is a transcript of the gene gt, whose product is annotated as transcription factor giant. Gene Ontology annotation, molecular function: DNA-binding transcription factor activity, RNA polymerase II-specific; RNA polymerase II cis-regulatory region sequence-specific DNA binding. Gene Ontology annotation, cellular component: nucleus. NCBI's taxonomy places the organism in Eukaryota, Metazoa, Arthropoda, Insecta, Diptera, Drosophilidae. Gene Ontology annotation, biological process: regulation of transcription by RNA polymerase II. The record is from RefSeq and is a predicted model, not a curated record.
UCAUCAGCGUAAAGAUAUAGACACACACACACACACACACAAAUAGAGAAAGCACAGCCGCAGCACAGAUCUAGACAAGCACAAAGAUUGGAUAAAACAAAAAAGAAACAUGCUGAUGCACGAGAAACUCAUGGCCGGGCAGUUCUUCGAUCUCAAGAAUGAUCGCAAGCCCCUGUUGCACCACCACCAGUUCCAGCACCAUCAACAGCAGCAUCCGCAGCAGCAGCAGCCCCAGCAGCACCAUCACCACCAGAGCCUGGGUCAGCCCCUGCACCACCACCAGGCCCAGCUGGGUCUGCCCCAUGCCCAGUCCCUGGCCGUGGGCCUGCCCAAAAUGGAUCUGUAUGCGGCCUAUGCCUACCAGCAGCAGUUGCUGGGAGCCGCUCUCAGCCAGCAGCAGCAGCAGCAGCGGGAGAGGGAGCAGCAGCAGCAGCAGCCAGCCCCCGCCGAGGUCCUAGAUCUCUCCCGCCGCUGCGACAGCGUGGAGACACCCAGGAAGACCCCCUCGCCCUACCAGACCAGCUACAGCUAUGGCAGUGGCUCGCCCUCGACCUCGCCCACCUCCAGCCUGGUUUACCUCCAGCAGCAGCAGCAGCAGCAACAGCAGCAGCAGCUGGCCUCCCUGUACCCCGGUUUCUACUACGGCAACAUCAAGCAGGAGCAGCAGCAGCAGCAACAGCAGCAGCAGCUUCUGGCCCCCAAAGAGCAGCCUGCUCCCUUGAAGGUCACACCCACGGCCAGCCUGCUGCAGACCUUUGCUGCCGCCGCCGCAGCAGCUGCCUCCAAUCCUCGCCCGGCCAGCAAUGCCAGCCAUGCCAGCACCAUGCAGAUCGAUGUCCUCGAGAAUCCCCAGUCGCCGCCCAGCUCUGCCGCAGCCUGUGUCCCAGCCACCACGCCAACUAGCUCCAGUUCCCAGCAGCCGGGUGGUGGUGAGCAGGGUAAGAGCACGCGUCCCUUCAAGGCCUUUCCCAGGGAUCCUCUGGUGAUUGCAGCCAACUUUGCGGCCACCGAUGUCCUGCUGGAUAAUCCCCGAGUGGAGCGCUACACCGAGUACCGCAAGCGAGUGCUGGAACAGAUUCGCAGCUCCAAUGGCGGGGCUCGAACGGUGACCAAUCCCAAGAUGAGGAGAACCAACUCACGCAGCGGCUCUGUCAACGAGGGCAGCUCCUCGAACAACAACAGCGAGAGCGAGGAUCGGGCAGCGGCCGAGGAGUCCAGCGAUUGCGAUUCCCAAGCAGGACACUUUGAGGGCAAGUCAUCAUCCACCAACUCCUCCUCCGCCUCAAAUGGUAAUGGCGUGACCACUUCCCUUGCUGGCCACUGCUCUGCCUCGUCAAACUCCUCUUCCUCCGGUGGCCUGGGCGUGGGUCAGGUGAAGGAUGCCGCCUACUAUGAGCGACGGCGCAAGAACAAUGCCGCCGCCAAGAAGUCCCGCGAUCGUCGCCGCAUCAAGGAGGACGAGAUUGCCAUUCGGGCAGCCUAUCUUGAGCGCCAGAACAUCGAGCUGCUCUGCCAGAUUGACGCUUUGAAGGCGCAACUGGCGGCCUUCACCGCCAAGGUGGCCUAGGAUAACCAGCACUAGCAUCCAGCAUCCAGCAUCCUUGGAGGCUGCCCAAUCCGGCUGCUCUUGUUGCGUUGAACGCGAAGAUUCGGCUUCGAUUCGGCUGCAAAAAUCUCAAAAUCUCUCUGCUAUUAUUUUAUAUAUAUUUUUUUUUUUGGGUCAGCUUAUCUGUGAAUACCGUGAAACUGAGCUGACCAGAGGACACUCGCAUCUAAGUACUCCAAGUUAUAUUUGUGAAAUGCUCUUGCCCACCUACCAGUUGACUAAUCCAUCGCAGCAUCGAUUAGCCGUAGCCUCUAGCCCUAGUUGUAGCCUCGGUCUCAGCACACAUAGACUUAAGGACAUUUUUUUGCCUAGACUUAAGUACAAAAUUACAAAAAUAAAAAUCUAACAAAAACAAAA